Molecule: messenger RNA, 9822 nt
Organism: Bombus terrestris (buff-tailed bumblebee)
Lineage: Eukaryota; Metazoa; Arthropoda; Insecta; Hymenoptera; Apidae
Product: protein bric-a-brac 1
Exons: 6
Coding region: 1424-3481 (685 amino acids)
Biological process (GO): regulation of transcription by RNA polymerase II
Cellular component (GO): nucleus
Molecular function (GO): protein binding; DNA binding
Source: RefSeq, a predicted model, not a curated record
GCUGCAAACACACGGUAUCGGCGCUCGGCCGCCUCACGGACCUCUCUACUGCCGUUCGAACGAACCGUCGCCGCCGCGAGUCUCUCAGUUGCGACGCGCUCGUCACGGGGUGCAGAUCGUGGGCGCUUCGUCGUGUCGCUCCAUCGGUCCUCGCAACGCGCGCGGCCACGCAUUAUCGCGCGUACACGUUUUUCCCUCCCCGUUUCAACAGAGAGAGAAAGAGAGAGAAAGAGUCAUCGUGAUCGAGCUCGAGGCUGCCGAGUGCUUCUUCGUCGAUUGUUUUCAGUGCUUUCUGGUGUGUACUCGGUGAGACUUGAUAGAAAAUAUAAAGUACGCGAAACCGGUGCUUGGAAUCGCAACGUUGCUGCGUACUCUUCUUGUCAUCGCGAUCUUCCGGCCGUGACAUCGACGAUCUGUCAGCCGAAAUACAAAGGACAGCCGCGUGCUACCGUACACCGUCGAUAAAGGGGAGGAAAGUGGACACUCGGAACGAAGUAAACGCGAGAAACGUUAAGCGGAGUUUGUUGGGUGGCGCGCGCGCGCGGGAACUCGUUACGGUCACCCUGUUUUCGAAAGUCGCGCGCGUGCACGCGCGCGCUGGCGCACGCCAGCCGUUUCUUCGAUUCGAGUCGACGCGACGCGACGCGUAAAUCUUUGGUCCGUAGAGUUCCGCAACGAUGCGUUCGAUGGAUCGCGUUCGAACGUAGCGACGCGCGAUCCAUUCCGAUUGUCCGUGAUCGCGAUCGAGAAACGCGGUGGAAAGAGGAGAAGAAAGAGAGAGAGAGAGAGAGAGAAAAAGAGUGAGAGAGUGAGGAAAACGGAGAAGACUGUGAAACGAAUCGAAAGGAAAACGGCGAUGUUCGAUCGGGAGAUCCUCGGCAGAAAGAUCGCGGCGGCCGCGCACGUUUGACGUACAGACGCGUGCGUUCCCACGAGAAAAACAGGCGCGUGGUUCGCGCGUAAUUUUGCGCGCGUGCUUGUGUACGUGUGUGUUCCAGAUGCGGUCUAGCUGUUGAUUCGUUCGCGACCACCGAUCGGUAAAAGCAUCGACGAACAGAGUUUCGUUGAUCGAAAAACGGAGCAAAGAGUCGCGAAGGGCGUAGAGGAGCGCGCCAAAAGUUGCGAAGAGGAGGCGGAGGAGGAGGAGGAGGAGGAGGAAGAAGAAGAAGAGGAAGAAGAAGAAGAAGAAGAGGAAGAAGAGGAGACGGAGAAGGAAGCGACAGUGGCGAAGAAAGAAGAGGUGGAGAAGAACGAGCACGAGAGCGAGAACGAAGAGGAGGAGGUGGAGGAGGUGGAGGAGGUGGCGGUGGUGGAGGACGCGGUGCAGGCGGAGGAGAAAAAGGUGGAGAAAGGGGAGGAGGAGAGGAACGGAAACGGAAGAGGAAACGAUCGAGACGCUACGACCAGAUCCUUCGUGGAAAACAUGACACAGCAAAGCGGCGCUGGGUCGCCCCAGCAAUUUUGCCUCAGGUGGAACAACUACCAGACGAAUCUGACCAACGUGUUCGAUCAGCUGCUACAGAGCGAGAGCUUCGUCGACGUGACGUUGGCCUGCGACGGACACAGCGUGAAAGCUCACAAGAUGGUGCUAUCCGCCUGCAGCCCGUACUUUCAGGCGCUUUUCUUCGACAAUCCUUGCCAACAUCCGAUCGUCAUCAUGAAGGACAUCAAAUGGCCGGAAUUGAAGGCCGCCGUAGAGUUCAUGUACAAAGGAGAGAUAAACGUGUCGCAAGAGCAAAUCGGGCCGCUGUUGAAGGUCGCGGAGAGUCUCAAGAUCCGCGGCUUGGCCGACGUAAACAACGAGCAAGAGCUGACGUCGAGAUCGAGCUUGGAGGAAGCGGCGAACGCGGCAGCGAUGCACAGAAAGAAACGACGUCGGACGUCGGACGAGAGAUCGCCGCCGCCGGCCUGCAGCCCUGACCGGGUCGCCUCCGGAAGCAUCCCCGAUGAUCAAGAUCCGAGCCAAGGCGGCGGAGGCGUGAUCGUACCACCUGACAUUCACGGCAUGUUGCCCAGCAGCUCGACUCCGCGAUCCCUCGGAUCUCCCGGAACUCCCAACGUCUCUGUCACGCCGCAGAUCAACCUCCAGGAACUUCCGGUAUCGCUGCCCCUGCCGCCACCGCCACCGCCGCCCCCUCAGCCCGGCCAGCAGAGCUCGCACUCGAUAUCCGCUCACCACGUGCCUGGCCACGUGACUUCCGGUCCCCACGCCUCCGUCAACCACCUGACCGUACACGGCCAACAGCUCUCCGUUCAGCAGCAACAACAGCAACAGCAACAACAGCAGCAGCAACAACAACAGCAACACCAUCAGCAAGGCGCUGCCGGUCAACCGACUCCUGGGGACGAUCUCGAGAUAAAGCCUGGCAUCGCCGAGAUGAUUCGCGAGGAGGAAAGGGCCAAGUUGUUGGAGUCGUCCCACGCUUGGCUCGGAGCCUCCACGUCCAGUAUAGCAGACAGCUACCAGUAUCAGCUGCAAUCGAUGUGGCAGAAAUGCUGGAACACCAAUCAGAGCCUGGUGCACAAUCUGCGCUUUCGAGAACGCGGCCCGCUCAAGUCCUGGCGACCAGAAACCAUGGCGGAGGCGAUCUUCAGCGUGUUGAAAGAAGGAUUGUCCUUGAGUCAAGCAGCAAGGAAAUACGACAUCCCAUACCCGACCUUCGUAUUGUACGCCAAUCGAGUACACAAUAUGCUGGGUCCGAGUGCUGAUGGAGGAGCCGAUCUUCGUCCGAAAGGCAGAGGCAGACCGCAAAGGAUUCUGUUGGGUGUUUGGCCCGACGAGCACAUUCGCGGUGUGAUUCGAGCAGUGGUGUUCCGCGAUGGACACUCGCCGCACAUGGUGAAGGAAGAGCCGACUUCGAUGUAUCCGAGUUUGGCAAAUUACGCGGCUUGCAACGGUCCCGAAGGCGCGGUCAGCCCCGGAGCGGCAGCCGCGGCCGCGGUUGCUGCGGUCGCUCAAGGACUGCGACAUCAAAUGUGCAGCAUGGUAGCGGCGGCGCACUCGCAGCAACACGAUAUGAUGGCGACAAACCUGUCUACGAAUCUGUCGACGAGCCUCUCGUCGAAUCUACAGGCAGCGAUGCAAGCCAGCCAGCAUCACCACAACAGCAACAACAGCGGUACACCGGUUAUCGGGAGUAACAACGGUAGCGGCGGAGGCGGCGGGAACAACGGAAACUCGCCGCUAAAUUUGGGCUUGGCCAGUCCAGGCUCCGGCGGCCCACCAGAGAGCCCGAUGGAGAGUCCUCUGGCGAGUCCUCUCGGCCCUCUGAUGGAUCCUGGACACAUACCUAGCAGCGUGGAAGUCGGGAUCGGCGUGAGUGGUAUGACGUACAAGCCGGCGCGAAGCUUCGUCAGCCCACGACCGGAGAAUCUCUUCCAGGAGGACAUCGCGGAUCUCGUAAAGAGUCCUCACGGACUCAAGGACAAAGACAAAAUUCCCGUUAAGCUGGAACCGCUAACCGACUCGCGUUGCGAAUAGUAAGCGCGACAUGCUCGAAAUCGAACGAGCUGAUCGUUGCCCGUUGGAUCGGCAGAACAGCGUCUCACUUCCAUCGGGAUCCUAACAAAAGGCUUCUCGUCGACGCUUCUCGCAGAGGCGAAUCUGCGAGGAGGCGACGCUCGCUGUACGGAUUAUUCGAAAGUAUAACCGCGGUGAUCGAUUCGUCGGAUCGCGAUCGCGUAAUCGACACGGCGGCGGCGAAUCGAGCGCCGUGCUUCCAGCCUCGAACGGUCCGUAUUCCGACCAUUCGUCCUCGCGACGAUACCGCAGUAUACCGAUAGAGCGAUCUCGCGCGAAGAUCGUUCGAGUUUUACAAUCAAAACGGGGAGGGAGGGGAGGGAGGGGGAAAGGGAAAUGAUCGAGAGAGUAGGAGCCAUGGGAAAUGCGACACCGAGUGGAGCAGCCACGAUCGAUGCUCGAUCCCCCUUGAUCCUCGAUUCUCGAUUCUCGAUCCUCGAUCCUCGAAUCUCAAGCCAAAUCCUCCCUACCGACCUCGAGCAUCGAUCGUGAUCGCUCGACCGAUUCCGACGCAGUCUCGAAGGCCGCCUAUUUUAAGAAAACGUUCCGUAGCUAACUUUGCUCGAUCGGAGCUCGUUACGAAGCAUCCGACUGCGCGCAAAAGCGUGGACGCGAGUGUGCUGCACGGACACGCGCUUACACUCGAGAUUUAUAUAUCUAUGCAUAUACGAUAACCGUACGUUUAAUAUGCCAAAUGUAUAGUAAUUGGAAAGCGAUCUCGUGGCACGAGCCAGUAUUCGCGUGGAUCGACAUAUACAGCUCGUCGGGACUCGCCGAACGUUGGAAGCAACGUCCGUACAGACGGACUGAGAAAAUACCGUGGAUUUCUCGUAACGCGGUUCCACAUGUAGAUCGCAUCGAAACGCUGCAAAGCAAGACGAGACUGGUGGAAUUACAGCUGUUCGUAAAACGGACGAUCGAUUCGAGAAACGUUGCGCUUCCGAAGUGAGAAAAAAAAAGAAAAAAGAAGAUGAAAAAAAAAAAAGAAAGAAAGAAAAGGGGAAAAGAGAAGAAUAAUGGUGAAUAAUCUUACGAAAGCGAAAGAGAUGUACAAAAUUCGCUUUGCGACUGUUCGUCGAUCGAGACAACGUCGACGUUCUAAAUCUCUACGGAACGAAAGAGAAACAAAAGUUGUUCGACUAGUGCGUACGCGUUAGCACGCAAAAGGGAAAACAAAACCGAUUGCUGUACUUUAUUAAGUGUAAUGAUUGCCUUCCUGCCAUAUUUGGGGUAUGCCAAGUAUAAAAAUUAUAAGGUUUAGAGAUUAGGGAACGAAAAAUUAACGACGACACUACCGUGAAAUUCAUUGAAUUUGGAACAAGAGAAAAUGUGGAUAGACGCGCGAGCGCCGUGUGCCUGUGUUAAACACUGAAAGCGGACGAACGCGAGCAUCUGACUGAGCGAAUCGAACGUGUGAGCGUGAUACGCGCGAGUGAAUGUUUUUUUCGGAAAGAUCGUGCUAUUUUUCAAAAUUUUACACGUUACGCGUACGACUUUUCGCGAGAACACCCUCGAUCCUCGACAAUCGAAGAACGACACGAGUCGAGUAGUCGUCGAAACGAACCGAUUCCUUUAAGGUAUCGUUCGAAUUCUAGCCGGUCGAUCGCACGCUGUCAAGCCAAUUCAGCUCGGAAUUUCUUUCACAAAUGAUUCGCGUCUACUCCUCGAUCGUUCUAGCCACGAACCGCCGUUCAGAGAUUUCGUGCGACGUCUAAGUACGAGCGAGUUCGUAUCGAACCUAGUCAUCCUAGGAACAGAAAGAGGGGCAAGACAGAGAGAAAGUGAGAAAUGGACAGGAUGGGGAAGAAUGAGAGAGCGAAUGGAACGGAAGAGACAGAGAGAAAGAAAAAGGAGCGCGUGUGACAGAGAGAACGAAACUUUCUAAACAAGAAAAAAAGCAAAUUUUUUAAAGUUGGCACACUGGUUCUGGAGUGACUCUUUGUAAGUAUUAAAAAAGUAAACAAAACAAAAAAAAAAAAAAAAUUCGAAGUGGCCUUCUGUAAAAGGAAAAGACCAUCGCUUUUCGCUUUUGCUCGAAAAAAAAGAGAAUGGGGCGUAUAGGCUGUCCAUCGUGUUAUACGUUGUUUAGGCAACUUUUUGGAAAACGUUGUUCUCGCGCCACUCCCCUACGAAAGCUUUAAACGGUUCGUACGAAAGUUUCGGGAGGAAUCGAUUAGCAAGUUAAUUAUCGGCGAUUAGAAAAUUAAUUCGGGAAAACUCUAAAACGCGUUAUUCUUGAUACGAAAGAUUUUUGGGUGAAAAUAUUCGAGCGCUCGGUCGACGAGAAAAAGUGCGAUCGGACGCGUUUUAUUUUUCGUGAAAAUCGGAACGACGCGCGAGAGAGCGAUCGAUUCAGGGGGAAAAAAAAUGAAACGGAAAAAGAAAAGGAAAAGAGGAUCGCGAAUUUAAAAGAUUUUAUUACGAUUUAGGCUUAAUGUGUUCAACGAGAAGGUAAAUUUGAACGAAACCAGCGGCAGGGCGGAGCAAAAGAAAUUCGUGAGUCAAAGCGAGGAGAUGGGAUUGGAAGAAGAAAGGAAGAAAUAUAAUUCAAAGAGCCGCGAACGAAAUUGCGAGAAAGAAUUAGCCGAAAGACAGAGGGGUUAGGGAGAGAGUGUGCGAGAGAAAAGGAUGGGGCAUGUGAACAGGCGAGAAUGUGGAAAAGAUUAAAAUUAAUAUUGUAUAAAAAAAAAAAGUAGCAAGUGCCUUCCAAACAAAAAAAAUUUAACGUGUCCCGUAGACCGUGACCACUUGUACGUGAUGAAAAGUCAUUCGAAAUUUCGCAUCACCAAAUGAAUCAUUUGCGACAGAAGUGGAAAAGAAAUGCAAAAGAGAAAAAGAAAAAAAGACGGAACAAAGAAAACCGGAAAACAAAGUACAGAUGAUAAAGAUACAAGGAAUUAUUUGUGGGGACGUUGCGUAAAAUAAACAUUUCUUCUUAGUACGUACAUAUUCUCUUCGUCUCGUCUCGAAGUCUUGACGACGCUGCGCGAUUUCUGCGAAGAUUAAACAGCACGGUUAUAGUCGAGGAUAGAAUCAAAGGAGGAACUCGAAUAUUUUGCGAAAAUUUGUCUUUUUACUUUUAAACUGUACGAUCGAUCCGAUCUCGACCGAUUCGUAUCGACGCCGACCGAUGAAAUUGAUUCGGAUCGAAUCGGAUCGGUUCGGAUCGGAUCGGGUCGGGUCGGAUCGGAUCGGAUCGGAUCGGAUCGGAUCGAAUCGGAUCGGAAAUUUUUCCUGUCGAUUACGCAAUGUGUCUACGAAUCUUUUGUGUGCGUGUAGAGCGAAUGUACAGAAUCUACAAGCAAACCCGACAAAAUUUCUGUUUUGGAUCAACCCACCACCGGUAAUACCCUGAAUGGCAUAUUCUCGUAAACGUUUCUUUUCGAUUCGCUUGUACGAAAGAACGGAAAUGGAUGGUUAAACGGAGAGUGGGGAGCGGGGGGAGGGGGAGGGGGGAGGGGAGAGCGUGUAACUGAAUUAUCAGAGGGAACGGAUAUUUCGAGAAUCUUUCGUUUACGCAUUUUGAUAUAUCUGUGAACAGAUGAAGAAAAACAAAGAUACUUAUAUUACAUACAUAAGGUAUAAGUGAAGAAAAAAAAUGCAUCUAAUACGCUAUUAUUGAUAUAGGACACAAAGUAAAGUAAAUAUAUAUGAGACAAAAAAAAAAUAUAUAUAUACAUAAAUUGAUAUAUUGACGCUAUAAGAUUGCUGCUGGAUACGUUUUACGUUGAAGGAAGAUAUGAUGAUGCAGUUUUCCGUUCAAACGUCGUCGAGGACGAAACAAAAGUUCACGGGGAGAAUUAAGUUAGACAAAAGUAAGGAUCUUAGAGUCGAAGACAAAGUAGCUCUUAGAAUUUUUAUCGAGGCAACAUAAGGACGGACGGGCGUGACGCUAGUAUACUACUUUCGAUAAAAACCUCCACCCAUUUGUCCUCGUGGCUUGUGUACGUUUCACUCGCUUAUCGAUCGAUCUCCCGAGUUUUCCGUCUUCUCGAUCCGUCUUGCGCGUACAUGUUUCCCGAUUUCCUAAGCGAACGUACGCUUUGCGAAUCCGUGCGGAAGAAUGUAACCGCCAGUAAGAUCGAUCGAAACGGUGGAAAGUCGCGGCAGAUCCGCAUCUGUAGAAAUACUUAUAUAGCGAGGAUCCACGCGAGUCUCGAGAACGGAGGAAAGCGUGGAAAAGUUGGCGAGCGAGACGCGUUUGGCCGCGAGGCAACCAAUACUCGGCUGCAGUUGUAAAACAAAUUUUCAACGUUCGUUCCAUGAGAAUUAAAGAAUAUGCGAAACAAGAUCUGAAAUGUAUUACGCACGCGCCGAAUCUUUCCUUUAUUUUCGCCUUAGCUUCGAGAUGUAAUGUCUUAUUAUAAUAACGAUCGACCCGACAUACGCGCCACACUUGUACACGAAAGGAAAAAGGAAACACCGAAGAGAAUUCAAGCAAACCGUAAGAGUAAAACGAUAAUGAAGCGUAGUAAUCCCCGUAUCCGCGAUUUACGACUAGUUUACAGGAUGUAACACGUAACUGCGUUUACCGGAGGGACGUUACGACAGCGGAAGGAACGCGAUCGAGAUACACCAAGGAACGACCCGGUUCGAUUCACGUUUCUCCGCUGCGGUAACGGCUAAACAUUCGAGACUAAACUAGGUGGCAUCCUAAUUUACAGAAACUAUUAGUCGAACAAUAGAAACCGCACAUUUUUCGGAAUCCGAUUAUUUAAUCGUAUACAUCCCCGGCCGUGAGCCAAUAUCCGACACAACGCGUCCAUGAACACAACUGCACCCCACCACUUCACCCACUUACAUACAUACACGCUCACGCACACAGACAGUCAGACAGACAGAUACACACACACACGGCCACGCACACACAUGACACAAAACACGUACAUGUGCUCAUACACGUCUACGUACACGUCUAAGAAAACGUCUAAGAAAAAGUCUAAGAAAACGUAGACAGGGGGAAAACGGAAAGAGUUAAGUUAUCGAAUGAUAGGAUAAAGAGAAAGUAAGAAAGGAAGGUAUAAGAAAGACGAAGAAAGUAUGAGAAGAGAGUAUAAGAAAGAUGUAAACGUACGAACGAAAAAGAAAUAGCGACAGACAAAACAAAAUUGAAAGCAAAGGAAUAUAUUCUUGGAACAAGUACACUAAAGAAGAACACACAGUAUAUUACGCGACAAACAUGCACAACCGCGCGUUCACUGUAAAUAGAAAGGAUGCAACAUUAUUAUACGACAAAGUUCAUCUUUAUUAUCGUAACCUGUAAUAUAUUUAUUUGUCCGGUCGUAAAGGUAUUUUAUGUAAUUUAAGAUCCGAGCCUCUGUUUCAUUUGAAUUUGCCGCCAUAGUGCGCUAACGAGGCAUUGGUCGAUGCAGUAACAGAUAGAAAGGCGUUCUUUUGGUACGAUAAAUAUUUUUGAAAGCGACUGCAAAUAAAGUUGUGAAGCGCGUAUGGCUUCACAUGACCAGUGUCUCGCGAUAAUUAGGAGCGAAAUCGAAAAGGAUCAGGUAAUGCGGUCUCGCGAUCGAAGUUGAUCGUAGCAAUUUCCGACCAGCUCUUACCUCAAAAUUUAGAAUGUCUCCGAAUCGUUAUAACGGCUGUUACAUACACGUUUCUAUCGCCUUUCAGCUUCGAUCGCCUGAUUCUGCGAACCGAAUUGUCUAACUGUCUUCGUUUCAGUUUCUAAUCUCAAUCGAUUCGUUCGAAAUCGUCGCGCAGCUUACAGUAGAAGACGCUCGCUGUCCAAGAACGACGACAAGCGCAAGUUUCUUUGCAGAUGGCGAUAGUUUGUAGUUACUAUUGUUUCUAUUUACAUUAAAACAAAGUAUUUCUUUUUCAGUAGAUAGUCGAAUUGAUUAAACCGACACACUAUACGAAUAGUUGCGCGCGUGUCUUUAAGAAAACGCUCGAAAUAUGUGUGUGUACCCGUGACGAAUCGCGAAGCGACGUUUGUUUCCGUUUUCUUCCAAACACCUCGGAUACGAGGCUUUGGAAAUAGUUUUCUUUAGUCACGGAUGCAAGCAAAACCCGUCACCAAUUACGAAUUCCUCUUUUAUUUAUUACCGAUUAGCAUGUAAGAUGACGUUCUACCAACAUAUGCUAUAAUUAUAAAUACACCUUAUAUAUAGUGGAGUAAGCGUUACAUUACCUACCUACCUACCUACCCACCUACCUACCUAUCCGUGCUUGACGGGUGAAACAAACAGAUGAAUCACGCAAUCAUAUAUUUAAGUUGCUAUUUGGCACAUAUAUCUAAGUAAUAUACUAACAUAAACAGUAUGCAAUAAUAAAUAUGAGAAAUUAAA